Pristis pectinata (smalltooth sawfish) is the source of this 1562-nucleotide messenger RNA. RefSeq names its product SAYSVFN motif domain containing 1 (gene saysd1). Bases 29 to 658 code for a protein of 209 amino acids. The transcript is spliced from 2 exons. The record is from RefSeq and is a predicted model, not a curated record. NCBI's taxonomy places the organism in Eukaryota, Metazoa, Chordata, Chondrichthyes, Rhinopristiformes, Pristidae.
UUUAAUUGGGACACUUCCGCCCCGCAGGAUGGAGCGGAAGUUGGCGGAAUGGCGAGCCCGGCAGGCGGUGGCAGCGAGGAGGUCGCCGCUGUCGGUGGUGAGCGAGCGCCGGGGAUAUGCCGGGGUUUUCAGCGGCUUGUGGCACAGACUGCGGCCCCGGAGGGAUGAGGCUGAGCAGCGGGAGCCACCCCAAGACCCGCUGGAGAGCAGCGUGAGUGCGGCCGCGGCCCCAGGGCUGGAAACCGAGGGCAGCGGGGCCUCGGGACGUGUCACCGCCCUAGCGGACGGGGAGAUCUCGGAACGAGCCCGGAGGGCAGCCAGGGAAAAGGAAGAAAAUAACCAGAAUUCAUUCAAAGAAAAUUCUGCGGAACAGCCAGUUGAAACUGAUCAUUUCAUCUUCACAAUUGUGACUGUUCUGAAAUUCCUGCUUUGGCUGGUAUUACUUGGCCUCUUCAUUGAGUUGGAGUUUGGCCUGGUAUAUUUUGUCCUCUCAAUGUUUUAUUGGAUUUACAUUGGGACACGAGACCCAUCUGAAAAGAAACAAGGAGAAGUUAGUGCAUACUCUGUGUUCAACCCUGGUUGUAAGGCUAUUGAAGGAAGUUUGACAGCAGAACAGUUUGAACGAGAACUUCAGUACAGACCUCUGGCUGGCAGAUGACUUUGCCCUGUGCAAAACUGAGAGUUGUGUUGUUUACAAUGCAAUAAAAACUAUGUACUAAUGCACUCUCACAGUAAAGGUCAACAGUCAGCGGAAGACAUUAUCCAAGCUGUUAAGUGCACACACAUAACAGACAUUUAAAAUAAGUAAAAGAUAAAUUAAACUAAGUUCUUCACAAAGAAGUGCCUGGUAUUAUCAUUGAAUCUAAAUCCUGCAUUUCUUAUCUGCAGUACUCUGGGAGCAUCCUAUGUACUGCAGCGGUUCAAAAAGGAGCUCGCUCUAAGGGCAACUCAGGGUGGACAAUAAAUAAUGCUGUAAUGUCCACACCCUAUAUACGAAACUUGGAACCAUUGUAAUUUUGUUGAUUACCUUAUGAUUUAUCUAGAGUUUGUAAUAUACAUGUUUAAUCUGAAUCCCUGUGUCCCCACUUUCUUAGGGGGAGGAGAGUCUUGUAUGCCUUCCCCUUGUUCUCUUGUUAUAAAGUAGAUUGUUUUUAUCAAAAAAGCAAAGCCUUUUUCCAUCAUUAAUCAUGAGUGAAUCUCGGGAACUUCAUUGUCACCCAAGUCCUACAAACCUCAUUUAUACCCAUAUUCUUUAAAAUAAUUUGCAAUAUCUACAUUUCCUUCUAAAGUCAUGAUGUGGUUCUGGACAGUGUUUCAUACAAAUUAGAAGCACCAACCAUUGCGUAAUCCAAGCUGAAAUGAUAUAUCCAUGACACGUAGUGAAGUUAUAAUAUUUUGAAGUCAGUAGGUAGCAGCAGUUUUUAAAUGUUCAUUUUCUAAAUACUGUGUAAUAUUAUGCUCAGAUUGGUUUCUCAACAUGACAAAUUGCUUUUUAAAUUGCCACAGUGUUCCACUGUCUGAAGUUAACUAAUUGAAGAAUUAAAUAACUUGUAUGAUCCUGA